Molecule: messenger RNA, 1737 nt
Organism: Drosophila subpulchrella
Lineage: Eukaryota; Metazoa; Arthropoda; Insecta; Diptera; Drosophilidae
Exons: 1
Coding region: 35-1126 (363 amino acids)
Source: RefSeq, a predicted model, not a curated record
ACUCGCACAUUAAACCAGAAAAACAGGGGCCAACAUGCGCCAUUCGGGGACAACCACUGAGUGUUCCGGCCAGGCGAACCCCCACCCACAGUCCUCGCACGCAAUGGAACAACUGCAGCCGGGAGACGCGUGCCUGGAGUGCCAAGGCUUGGGCAGGAGUCACAAGCUGCGCUACUUCUAUAUAAGUCUCGAGGAGCAGCUCCUGAAGUGCGAGUCCAGGAGCUGCUUGUGGCCUCACAACGACGAGGUCUCCUCGGAUGAGGAGCUGGAAAUGCAGGCUCCAGCUCCUCUUGAAUCCGUCAGUCUGCCGCCAUCUGCUCUCGAGUCUGCAAAUCUGCUUCCUCCUCUGGAGUCUAACAAUCUGCCUCCAAUGGAAGCUGCUGUGGGCUCAGAGAAUUCUCCAGAUGAUGACGACAAUUUUAUAAUGGAAUUGCUGCAGCAACUGACUCCGGCCACAGCAACCGACUGCGGUGGAGCGCCCCCUGAAUCAACUAUGAAUCUCAGCUCCAUGCCGGAUCCUCGGUCUCUAGAAGCUGUAGAAGUAAAGCCCUGUCCUGCACUGGGGCUACCGGAUUUGAGCUUCCUACAGGAAAACAUUCCGGAACACAAAGAAUCAGCAAAAGCUGUGAUAGCCAAUCGGGGAGAACCCCUCCCAUUCAAACUUAGGACUCCUCCCAAGCUACAAACCACACAAACUCAUAGGUAUAAAGUUAAGCAGGAAGUGGCUGCUCCAAUCAAGACUUCUGCUGGGCCUAGCUGGCAAGGCAAAGUGGAGAUACCCCUAGUGCCCGCCAGUGUAAAGACGUCUAAUAGUAUUAAACCCAAGGGGGAUCCCUUCAGUACUCCGCCCAAGAAAGCAUCGACUCAGCCGCAGACACCGUCGCAAUCGCCGCCAGCUGUCAACAUAAUUAUCAGCAUUCCCGAGCUGAAUCCGGCCAUGCCCUUCCUCGACGCCAUCAAGCGCCAUUCCGCAGAGCCAAAGCCCUCUGCUCGUAGCGGAGUAAGACGCCCCAAGCAGCAGGCCAGAGGAACCAACGGCAGAGGAAUUCGCACGCAGGCUGUGAGACACUUGAUCGAGCACCUGGAAAUCACCAAGGAUGUGAAGCACUCGUCACCUCGACCAUAAUCAGCUGGCUUUUUACCCAACUUGAGUAUUUAAAAUAAAUUUGCAUAUGGAAUUAUGCAUGCAAGCACCGGACAAGAAUUCAAGUUCGUUUAUUUAUAAACAAUUCAGCUGGUUAUUUUUUUUUGGCAACGCCAGUUGAGGAUUAUUAAUACGCGGCACGCGUCUAGAGCAUGUUCAAGUGGACAGAGAUAGCGCUGAGGAGCGAAGAGAGGCCAUCCAAUCAGUAGAUGUGAACUUUGGAAAGGAGGUCGCGGAAACUGCGUCAUGCGGCGAUCCAUUUCAAGCCGGGAUUGCAUGCCAAUCUGCACACAACUGAUAAGGCAAAUAGACGUCACCACGAAUGUAAUACAACGAAAAUUAUAGCAGGUGGAUUUAUCAAUAAGGCAUUACAUCGACCCUCUGUAAUCAGUUCAAUGAACGUGGGAACAUGUGGGGUAAUCGCUUUCGUGUGGCCGGAGCACUUGAACCGGGUUGCCGACGGCCGGCGUAGAAUGUUUCUGCUGCGCAGUUUGCCUAUGUGGGCGGGGGGCGUCGGGCAGUGGGCCAAGUUUAUUGUUUGUUUGCCUAGCUAUAAAUACCCGACAACUAUAUCGGUUCUCCUAUCUUAUCUU